Molecule: messenger RNA, 3218 nt
Organism: Olea europaea var. sylvestris
Lineage: Eukaryota; Viridiplantae; Streptophyta; Magnoliopsida; Lamiales; Oleaceae
Product: putative receptor-like protein kinase At3g47110
Exons: 2
Coding region: 73-3102 (1009 amino acids)
Biological process (GO): protein phosphorylation
Molecular function (GO): protein kinase activity; ATP binding; protein binding
Source: RefSeq, a predicted model, not a curated record
AUUCAUUUUUCGUUUAUAUUCAAUAUAUUUUUCACACUGAUCAAACAAAAUCAACCUGUUCCUUGUGCAACAAUGAGCUCUAUUACUUUUCAUUUCUUGAUUCUCUCUGUCUCGAUCUUUCUGUCUUGCUAUCAACCCUUCUCAAAAUCCACCUCUGAAGUUACUGGAAACAUGACAGAUCGUUUUGCGUUGCUUUCCAUCAAGGCUGGCAUAGACUCUGAUCCACUACAGUUGACGGCCUCUUGGAAUGAAUCGACACAUUUUUGUAGUUGGAUUGGCGUAACUUGCAGCCACAGGCACCAGAGAGUAGUCAAGCUAGAUUUGCGUUCAAGCAUGUUAUCAGGAUCACUGUCACCCUCAGUCGGUAACCUAAGUUUUCUUAGAGAAUUCCAGCUCUACAACAACAGCUUCAGUGGCGAAAUCCCUCAAGAGGUAGGCAGGUUAUCAAGGCUGAAAAUACUAAGCCUUGAAAACAAUUCAUUUUCUGGUGAAAUCCCAAAAAAUAUAUCGAGGUGCUUCAAUCUGAUAAAACUCGGUUUGGGUGGUAACAAUCUGAUUGGCACAAUUCCGAUGGAAUUUCAGUUCCUAUCGAAUCUGGAACUAUUUUUUGUUUAUUUGAACAACUUGACUGGACAGUUACCACCUUAUCUGGGCAAUAUUUCAUCCCUCGUUUCGAUUUCUGCAGGAGGAAAUAAUUUUGUUGGAAAUAUACCGGAUACUCUUGGUCGUCUGAGGAAUUUGGAGUAUGUGGAGCUUGGCAUCAACAACCUGUCUGGUACCUUCCCUUCAUCUUUUUUCAACUUGUCAUCAUUGACUAACAUUGAUAUGCCCCUAAAUAAAUUCCAAGGGAGCCUACCACCAGACAUAUUUACUACUCUUCCGAAGCUGCAAAAGCUAAACAUUGCUAGAAAUCAACUAACAGGAAAUAUUCCUCCCUCGGUAUUGAAUGCCACAGAGCUUAUGUUGUUUGCUAUAAAUGUAAAUGGCUUCACUGGGAAAGUACCGUCUUUUGGAAAUAUGCAGAAACUUGACUGGCUUGCACUUAAUCAGAAUGAGCUUGGAUAUGGGAAACCUGAUGACUUGGAUUUCAUGUCAUCAUUGCUCAAUUGUACUCACUUAAGCCUACUACAUCUGAGUGAAAAUAGGUUCCAAGGAGUUCUGCCAAGAUUUAUAGGCAAUAUUUCAGGGCUUAGGCGAUUUACGAUUGGGGGAAAUCUGAUAUAUGGGGAUAUUCCGACCGAGAUCAGUGAACUUGUAAACUUAGAGACCAUGUAUUUGUGGUCAAACCAACUCAAGGGUAGUGUUCCUGAUUCUGUUGGAAAGCUUCAACAGUUGAAAAUAUUAUCCCUCCUGGAGAACAAAUUAUCAGGGGAAAUUCCAUCUUCUAUUGGAAAUUUAACCCUGUUGACAGAACUCUACCUUCAAGGAAAUAAUUUGCAGGGUAUCAUACCUUAUACCCUGGGAAGAAGCAGUUCAUUAUUAUCAGUUGAUAUUUCUCGAAACAAUCUUAGUGGUUACAUACCUGAAGAAAUUUUUAGCCUCCCAUCUUUAUCAGAAUUCUUAGACCUCUCAAGCAACAGUUUAGUGGGCUUCCUGCCUUCAAAAAUCAGUGGUUUAGAACAUCUAGUCCUGUUGAAUCUUUCAAACAACAUGUUGUCUGGUAUUAUCCCAGAGAGUUUCGGCAGCUUAAUAAGCUUGAGGGAGCUUUACAUGGCUAAUAACUUCUUUCAAGGCAAUCUUUUUCCUAUGAGUUCGUUGAAAAGCUUGGAAAUCAUAGAUAUUUCUCACAACAACAUCACGGGCAAAAUUCCAAAAUUCUUGGACAAUUUUUCAUUCUUAAGGAACUUGAACCUAUCUUAUAAUGAUUUGGAGGGUGAGGUACCAACCGAAGGAGUUUUCAGAAACUCAAGCCAAGUGUCAGUUGAUGGAAACAGUAAGCUUUGUGGAGGAAUUCCUGAUUUACAGCUUCCAUUAUGCUCCAUAAAAGAAACUUCAAAGAAAUCAAGAAUCUCUCGUUCGCUAAUACUAGUAAUAUGUAUAUGUAGCUCGGUCUUGGUGCUAAUACCGGUGACAAUCUCUAUAAUUGUUUACAGCCAGAAGCACAAGAAAAAGGCAUUGUUAGCAGAUAGUCAGGGAAACGAUGUUCUCCCAAUGGUAUCUUAUAAAAGCCUUUACAAAGCAACAGAUGGUUUCUCAACAGACCACCUAAUUGGUUCUGGGAAGUUCAGUUCUGUCUAUAAAGGAGCUCUUAAUGAAAAUGGAUCAGUUGUUGCCAUAAAAGUACUCCAACUUGAAGUUCGAGGAGCUUCCAGGAGUUUCGUAGCAGAGUGCGAGGCAUUGAGAAGAAUCAGGCACCGAAAUCUGGUAAAAGUUUUAACUUCUUGUUCCAGUGUUGAUUUCCAAGGAAAGGAAUUUAAGGCCAUUGUCUAUGCAUAUAUGGAGAAUGGAAAUUUAGAGAAUUGGUUACACCAGGAUCCUGAAAUUGUUGAUUCCAACCAAUGGCAAAGGCAUUUAACACUUGUAGAAAGAUUGAACAUUGCAAUUGAUGUGGCUUCUGCACUAGAUUAUAUCCAUCACCAUUGUGGAACUCCAUUGGUGCACUGUGACCUCAAACCGAGCAAUAUUCUUUUGGACAGGAACUUGGUUGCUCAUGUAGGUGAUUUUGGCCUGGCAAGGUUCAUCCACGAGGACAACCGUGCUCUCUCUGAAGGAUUUAAGGGUACUUUUGGAUAUGCUGCUCCAGAGUACGGUAUGGGCAGUGAGCCAUCAACUUAUGGCGAUGUGUACAGCUAUGGAAUUCUCCUGCUCGAGUUAUUUACAGGAAAACGUCCCACUGCUCAUGAUUUCUCUAGCGGCCUGAACCUGCAUAACUUCUCCAAGAUGGCCAUUCCAGAGCGCAUCAUGGAAAUUUGUGAUCCUACACUUUUUUAUGACGAAGAGGAGAGACUGAGCAAAAACCCUGAAUAUGAAAUACCAAAGUACCUCAUCUCAGUUAUGAAGAUUGGAAUAUCUUGGUCCAUGGAAGUUCCAAGAGAACGAAUGGACAUCAGCAAAGUCAUCGAUGAACUCUACUCAGUCAGAAACGUCCUUCUGACAACUUAAAUACCAUACCUCCAAAAUUUGGUCAAAUUGCGCGUAAAUUCUGAACAUCAUCUCUUUGUAUAAAGUAGUCCCUUUAAUGAUUCAUGCUUUGCCAACAUUUGUUGAGUUUGAUCAAA